Molecule: messenger RNA, 3419 nt
Organism: Didymella exigua CBS 183.55
Lineage: Eukaryota; Fungi; Ascomycota; Dothideomycetes; Pleosporales; Didymellaceae
Product: putative histidine kinase HHK17p
Exons: 2
Coding region: 447-3116 (889 amino acids)
Biological process (GO): protein autophosphorylation; phosphorelay signal transduction system
Molecular function (GO): phosphorelay sensor kinase activity; histidine phosphotransfer kinase activity
Source: RefSeq, a predicted model, not a curated record
AGAGGCCUCUGCACUGUGCAGCACGGGAAGCGUUCUAGAUCGCCUUGGAGGCGCAACAUGCGCCCAGCCCUCUUAUGUGCGACUCUAGCAGUCCGUCUUCCAGUCCAACCAUAUCGCCGACACAGCCCUCCUCCCUCGCAAUCUUCGAUUCCUUCUGCACACAACCGCAUUCCUCGCCAGUUCCAGCUGCCUUUGCACCUCACCUCCGUUUAGUCAGCGUAUUCCGGAUACGGCCUGUUCAAUCUUUGUGACCAACUCCGUCAGCCAAGUCUCGGACUUUGCUCUUCACGCCGUCUGUACUGCCUUCCUACAUUCAGCGUGGCCUGCAAUCCUCCACCCCGGUGUGGGUACGUACACCCAACACCUGGACGACGCUUGAUCACCACAUCGGCCCAUCUUCAUCUGGAACCGUGCCCCACCUACUGUCCGAAUGGAAAAGUAACAACAUGGGAGAACUCUCAACAAGCCCUGUUCCACCUGAUAUAAUGGAGCGCCGCUCCGUUGUCUUCUCGCAGCCCAGCCCAGGCAUGGUCGUGCAAGAGGGCGAGAGUGGUUUCAAGGAAGAGCUCUCUCGACUAUACGAUCCAGCCGAGAGCAACGCCGCAGAACAGCUCGUCGAUCUGAAGAACGCCCUAAGAAUCGCCGAUACUGACAGCUUCUGGUCCCUUCUCACCAAAGGUCUUGCACGCAUUGCUGACGCCCAGUAUGCUUUUGUCUCGAAGAGGAUCUUGGUCGACGAAAAGAACGUUGCGGUGGAAAUGCCACCCAUUGGAGAACCUGGGUCAUGUUUGAUGGGCGAAGCCUUCUAUAUCAACGAUGAUAAAGGCAACGGUCCUAGUCACCUCCGCAACUUCAAGUACCAUGCAUACCAGUGUCCCUGCGCCUACAUGAAGCACGAUAAGAUAUUUGUCAUACCGGAACGACUGAACGAAUUCAUUGUCAACAAUCCGAACGAUCUGAUAAUACCAGGGGAAGCGUACCUUGGAAUUCCACUUUUUGCUGAAGGAAAAUGCUUCGCUCACUUUGGAGUAAUGUGGGGAAAAGAGGGGGCUGCUAGACGGACAUUAAGUUGGGGUUUUCUCGAGACGCUAUUCCACGCUUUGGAAGAUAUGAUUCUUGAGCGCGUGCUCGAGGGGGACAACUUCGCCGAGUCUGCACACGUCGUACGGAAAGAACAGCCCAAAGUCGUUCCACACAUGGCCAUAUCUGUUGCCCAGUCGUUCAAGCCCUACGCCAGAAGUCUAUCGCACGAGCUGAGGACACCAAUGCAAGGUGUUGUUGGUAUGCUCGAUGUCAUGAUGGCGAACGUCAAGGAAGCCUCCGAAACCAUGGAUAUCGAUGUACGAACCCGCAAGAUGCUCGACACACUCAAGGAGAACAUCGAGGCUGUGCAGGAUAGCUCAAGACGUGCUGUCGAGGCCGCUGACAAUGUAGUUUACGCAUAUGAUAUGAAUAUGGGUGUUCCUGAGGCGCCCGUCUCCCCACUGGAUAAAUCUCCUAAUCAAUGGAACACUUUCUGGCGGGAAGCUCGACCAGAGUUCGCUCGACCAGAAUACUUCGGCGCAGCCAACGACAUAAACCGACAGCAGCGAGGCGUGAAGAGACGGAGGGAAGAUAAUCAGUGGGAAGAGAAUCAAACCCGCGUAGUCCGUCCGAUCAGACGCCGAACCCGUGACACUUUUUCCGAAGAGCCACCUGUUCGGGGAUCGAUUUCUUGUCCGCCGCAGUCCAGCUUGAGACAGAUUGCGAAGAUGGAGAGGUGCCAGGGUCGCUGCAGUAGCUCAACAAGCUUCCCCAGGUUCGUCACUGGGCACCAGAAGACACCAAGUCUUCGUCACACCAAUAUCAGGGAGGUUCUGCACUACGUUAUCACAGAUGCGCUCAAGGUUGGUGGACGGCCGGACUCUGCGAUCGCCGAGGCAACAGACAACGGCGAACGAAUUGAGGUGCGAACAAGAAAUUCCAACGGAGAAGCAUCUACCAAAUGGGUUGAAUGGAGUGUGUCUCCAGACGUACCAGGUUCAAUCCUUAUCGAUGAGAAGGACCUCGCCAAGGUUGUGUCUUGUGUGACACUGAACGCGAUUAAGUUCACACAAAAUGGUUCGAUCACGCUAGAGGCGACACUCAGUGCAAAGGGGCGCUACGUUGUCAUCAACGUCAAGGACACUGGAUCUGGAAUCCCGGCUGCUUUCCUGCCCAACCUUUUUAAGCCAUUUUCUCGGGAAGACGAUUCGACAACACGACAAAGUGAAGGCCUCGGUCUGGGUCUAAUGGUUGCGAAGGGUCUCGCCAGGAAGCUUGGUGGUGAUCUCUUUUGCCUGCGCUCGCACGUCUCCGGUUCCAAGAAGGGAUCAGAGUUCGAAUUGCGCGUACCAGUCACCGCAGGCGAGGUCUGCAGCCGUCCGUCAUCACCAUUCGGAUCUCCUACUCCUUCCGUUCAAGCUCGCAUGUCUGUCGAUCCCGAAAUCCCUCAUGUUGAUAUUAACAGGGAGCCAAUCACACCCCCACUUUCUUCAGGGCCAUUCGUCGGCGAGCCAUGUCAAACGCCCAUCAAUGACAUGGACACACCGACCGUCGUCGUUCACACCGCACCAUCGUCGAACGUUCUUGGCCUACUUUCCCCGCGCAGGACCUCGUCUCCCCUUCGCUAUCCGUCGAAGGGGCUUGCCAAGAAGGCUCCUGUACCUAAGCUCGCCGAAGAGCUACCACUGAACAUCCUUGCCGUCGACGAUAACGCCAUUAACAGGCGUGUGUUGCAGAACAUGCUCAAUAGACUGGGCUACCAGAACGUUGAAACAGCUUGCAACGGCAUCGACGCCAUCGAGGUCAUGCACCGCAACUCAUUUGCUCCUGCUUCCGAGGCAAUUGACCUUGUCCUCAUGGAUCUCUGGAUGCCACACCUGGAUGGCUUCCAAGCAGCCACAAGCAUCCUCCGCAUGCCAGAAUUGAUCAACAACGGCCGCAUGCCCACCAUUCUGGCUGUGACCGCCGACGUCACAGACGCCGCGCUGGAUAAAGCCGCCAGUAGCGGCAUGAAGGGCUACGUGACCAAGCCCUUCGUGACCAGGGAUCUCGUCAGGUUGAUCCGGACGUACUGCGCGACGCGAGAGUCGUAAGGUCCCUGGCAUAUUCGCUUCAAUCCAGACAUAAAUGUGUCUUGGUUUUAUUCCACUUAUAUAAUCUGCAUUCGAUGUACAGAGUUCGUAGGGUCGCGGACCCCGACUGAGGGACAGAAGUCCUAUGGCUUAUGGAAUGGGUAUGGGCGUGAUUAUCAUGAUAGCGUUUUGCAAGACCGGCGAUUUUUUUUCCCGGCACGGUUUGAUUCCCCUGGCCUAAUGGCCUUGUCGCAGCGAUGUGACGACUGUGCACUGCGAGGCAGUGCAGCGUAUCUAGUAAUGCAAACAUUACAUCAUCACUCA